Sander lucioperca (pikeperch) is the source of this 1272-nucleotide messenger RNA. It is a transcript of the gene zdhhc22, whose product is annotated as zinc finger DHHC-type palmitoyltransferase 22. The transcript is spliced from 3 exons. NCBI's taxonomy places the organism in Eukaryota, Metazoa, Chordata, Actinopteri, Perciformes, Percidae. The record is from RefSeq and is a predicted model, not a curated record. Gene Ontology annotation, cellular component: Golgi apparatus. Gene Ontology annotation, biological process: protein palmitoylation. The coding region runs from base 69 to 962 and encodes 297 amino acids. Gene Ontology annotation, molecular function: palmitoyltransferase activity.
AGACAAAGGAGCAGACACCCCAAUAACAAUAAAAAGGACGUCGAUGACAACACCUACUCUGCGUUUGAAUGUGCCGAGGCUCCGCUGUGCUGAAAGGACAGCUCCUUCGCUCUCUAACAUCUGCAGAUAUGUUCACCAGGAUGUUAAAACUGAGGCUUCUCAAUGCUGUAGCACCUGCCUACUUCUUCAUGGCUACAGCAGUAACCUUCAUUUUGCACUUCUGCUUCUUUAUCCCAACAAUCUUCCCAAACAAGGAUACAUCACUGAGGGGGUCUGCAACUCUUCACACAGUUGUUUUCCUUUUUUUGAUGUUCAACGCACUGGGAAAUUACAUAAUGACUAUUAAAUAUCCCGCUGAGAGCGCCAACGAGACUGUGGUUCCGGUGUGUUCAGCGCACUGCUCGGACAAAGUAGACGCACAUUACCUCCUUAAUGGUCGCCACUUCUGCAAACUGUGUAAGAAAGUUAUCCUCAAGAGGGAUCACCACUGCUUUUUCACUGGAAACUGCAUUGGCAAUAAAAACAUGCGCUACUUCAUCAUGUUCUGCAUCUACACAUCAUGCACUUGUUUGUACUCCUUGGUUCUUGGUGUGGCCUUUCUAACAGUGGAGUACUCCAUUUCCUUUGAAAACCCGCUUACCUUCCUGACUCUUCUCCCCCUCUCCACUGGUUACUUCUUCACGGGAACAAUCUCAGGCUUGCAGUUGUUCCUGGUGCUGAUGCUCUAUGUGUGGCUGGGCAUCGGCCUGGUCUGUGCAGGCUUCUGUUGCCAGCAGGUGCUGCUGGUGGCCUGGGGACAGACCUGGUGUCAGAUGCAGAGGGGGCAGCUUGUGGAUAACCGCAGCCCCUGGAGAACCAACCUUAAGGAUGUGUUUGGUACCCGGUGGAUCCUCGGCCUUAUCCUGCCUGUGCAGACAGUGGAGACGUGCUCUGAAGACACAGAUGCACAUAAGCAAGAGUGAUAACCACAUGUCAUAUCAAUAGCUCCCAAUAGGUCACACAAGCAGCACAAGUUGUAAAAAAAAAUGCUCUCUUGUGAUCCAUUGAUUUUAAAUACUAAAUGGAUGCUUUAUGACCUUUAAAGUAUGAAAUAGUUAGCAGUUAGCACACAUUCCUUUAAGGACAGGAGCCAUAUAUCAAUGUGAAACCUUUGAAUAUGUGCUUAGUGUAAGUGUAUCCUUUAAGUAAGUAGCUUUUGACAAUGCAAUAUUAGGACUAAUACGUUGGUCGUGCUGGGACAACCAGCAAUUUUCAUGCACUACCAUUUGCUUA